Messenger RNA from Acanthopagrus latus (yellowfin seabream), 7218 nucleotides. RefSeq names its product corin, serine peptidase (gene corin). Gene Ontology annotation, molecular function: serine-type endopeptidase activity; protein binding. Gene Ontology annotation, cellular component: membrane. Bases 69 to 3500 code for a protein of 1143 amino acids. Gene Ontology annotation, biological process: acrosome reaction; proteolysis. Lineage: Eukaryota; Metazoa; Chordata; Actinopteri; Spariformes; Sparidae. The record is from RefSeq and is a predicted model, not a curated record. The transcript has 24 exons.
CGGUUAGUUAGCGGAGCGGCUCGCGGGCAGCGGCAGAGGGAUGGUCUCGCGCUCAGAGGCGUCAGGUCAUGUUGUCCGCGCGGCCGGAGACCUGCCGGCGUGUCACCUUCAGCGGAGCGGGACCGGCGGGACCGGCGGCGACGCCGGCUCGAGGACCCGAGGCCGGGAUGGGCGUGGAACCGUGUCCUCACAAGCUGGGAUCGACCAAUCACCUUCGACUUCUUCUCUACAUCCUGAUCCCCACCGUGAGCCUGCUGGCCGGCCUGCUGCUGCUCGUCCUCGCCCUGACCGGUAUAUUUGGCAGCAGCCUCCUGGACUCCAGCCCCCUCCCCUCCCCCGAGCCCAUGGCCGACGACGACCCUGGUUACCACGGCAACAGCACAAACCCCUCCUCCUUCUCCUUUGAGGAGAACAUCUCGGCCUUGCCACCAAUCCACAGCGAGGACGACGACACCAUCACACACGGCCCUGACCGCAGCACACCUGCUUCCACCACCAGCCGUCCUCCAGCCUCCUCCUCCUCUCAGGCCCCGCCCACACAGCACUACACAACGACUCCUGAUUGGCUGACCUCUGUGACAUCAAUGAGCACCACCUGGUCGAUCAGCACCACCUCUGCGCCUGACUCAGGCAGCUGUCAGCUGAUCGUGGAGCCUCAGUGUCACAUGUUGCCCUACAACCAAACAUGGCUGUCGUCCUCCGUCGCCGUGGUGAAGAGUUCGGAGGUCGACAUGUUGCUAAGGUUCUUCAGCUACCUCAGCAGACUGUCCUGCUACAGACACAUCAUGCUCUUCGGCUGCUCGCUGGCGCUGCCCGAGUGUAUCGCUGCUGACGGCACACACAACAGGCGGGUCGUGUUGCCCUGCGCGUCGUUCUGCGAGGCGGCGAGGGAAGGCUGUGAGCCCGUCCUCCAGAUGUUCAACGCCUCCUGGCCCGAAUUCCUGCGCUGCUCACAGUUCAGCAACAUCACCUCCGCUGUGUCGCCGCCUUCAUCAUCAUCAUCAUCACCUUCAUCAGCAUCAUCACCAGCACCAUCAUCAUUGCCAGCAUCACCAUCACCAUCUUCAUCAUCACUAUCGCCCAUGACAACAGCAGGACCCGCCCCUUCUGUCUGUUACACGCCGAGACAGAUCAAAGGGAAACCCUCUGUGUGUGGCGGGAAGGACCACUUCCUGUGUGCGACGGGGAUCUGUGUCCCUCAGAAACUGGUGUGUAACGGCUACAACGACUGUGACGACUGGAGCGACGAGACACACUGCGUGUGUACAGAUGGAAAGUUUCGGUGUAACACUGGUCGGUGUCUCUCGCCCUCUCUGGUGUGUGACGGAUAUGACGACUGUGGAGACCUGAGUGACGAACUCAACUGUGUGUGUGAUCUGGCCCGGGAGCAUCGCUGUGGCGACGGCCGCUGUGUGUCCAGAGACUGGCUGUGUGACGGAGACCACGACUGUCUGGACAAGAGCGAUGAGCUCAACUGCUCCUGUAAGAGUCAGGGUCUGUUGGAGUGCAGGAACGGUCAGUGUAUUCCUUCUGCGUUCCGUUGUGAUGGUGAGGAUGACUGUAAAGACGGCAGCGACGAGGAGCACUGCACCAGAGAGCAGACUCAGGGUGUGUGCGUUCCCGGUCAGCCCAGCUGUAUUUCCACUUCCUGUCCAUCAGUGUGCGCGGCGGGCAGCGCCACCUGCGACCCCCGAAACAACAACAACUGCACUCGCUGCGAGCCUAUCAGUCUGGAGCUCUGCAUGAACCUGCCCUACAACCUGACAAGCUACCCAAACUACCUGGGACACCUGUCCCAGAGGGAGAGCUCGGUGUCCUGGGAGUCCUCUCUGUUCCCCGCCCUGGUCCAGACUGGCUGCUACCAGUACCUCAUGUUCUACGCCUGCACGCUGCUGGUCCCAAAGUGUGACCCGGUCACCCUACAGAGGGUCCCGCCCUGCAGGUCGCUGUGUCGUAAUGCGAAGGGGAAGUGUGAGUCGGUGCUCGGCAUUGUGGGAUUGCAGUGGCCCGAGGACUCAGACUGCAGUCAGUUUCCAGAGGAGGGAGGGAACACGACCUGCCUGCUGCCGGAGGACGGAGUCGACGAGUGCUCGCCCAGCCACUUCAAGUGUCGGUCCGGUCGCUGCGUCCUGGCCACCAAACGCUGUGACGGACACCUGGACUGUGAUGACCACAGUGAUGAGGACAACUGUGGCUGCUCUGAGCGCGCUCUGUGGGAGUGUCCUGGCAGUAAGGUGUGUAUCAAAGCCAGCAUGAUCUGUGAUGGGUUCCCAGACUGCCCCCUGCUGGUGGACGAGGCUAACUGCACUGUGUGCAGAGACAACGAGCUGUCCUGUAACAACCAUCAGUGUGUCCAUCGGACUCUGUGGUGUGACGGACAGAGACACUGUUCUGACAGCUCGGACGAGUGGGACUGUGUGUCGCUGUCCGAUCGAUCGGGUUCUGUUCUGACCGUCUUCAGGACGGCGGCCGAGUAUCAGGUCUGUGCCGACGAGUGGAACCACGAUCUGAGCGUACUGACCUGCAACCAGCUGGGACUAGGAGUUCCUUCCUCUGUCUCCAUGGUAGCUGACCAGCCUGGGGUCCCAGGCCGUCGCCGUUGGUUACACGUCCAUCCUGAGUGGAACCAGAGGAACGGAUCGGCUCUGCAGGCCCGACUGGAGAAGAGAAGUCACGCGUGUCAUUCCAGGAGGAGAGUGUCGGUGCUUUGUACCAAAGAAGAUUGCGGUGUGCGUCCGGCGGUGAGCAUCCACCCUCACAGGAAGAAGAGGAUUCUGGGAGGCCGGGUGUCGAGGCGGGGGGCGUGGCCGUGGCAAUGCUCGCUUCAGAGCGGCCAGAGCGGUCACGUCUGCGGCUGCGUCCUCAUUGGCCGGAGGUGGGCGCUGACGGUCGCUCACUGCUUCGAGGGGAGGGAGAGUGCUGACCUGUGGAAGGUGGUGCUCGGCCUGAACAACCUGGACCACCCAGGAGCUCACAGUCAGAGCCGUGGCGUGCGCUCCAUCAUCGUACACCCACGCUACAACCGGGCUGUGGUCGACUACGACAUCAGCGUGGUGCAGCUGGACUCUGAGGUGGAGGAGACGGACUUCGUCAGACCGGUGUGUCUGCCCGACCUCGGCCAGCUUCCUUCUCCUGACUCCUACUGCUACAUCACAGGCUGGGGUCACAUGGGCAACAGGAUGCCCUUCAAGCUGCAGGAGGGGGAGGUUCGGAUCAUCUCGUUGUCUCAGUGUCAGUCGUACUUCGACAUGAAGACCAUCACUCCCAGGAUGCUUUGCGCCGGUUACGACGCAGGAACUGUGGACUCGUGCAUGGGCGACAGCGGCGGUCCGUUGGUGUGUGAGGAGGACGGCAGUGGUCGCUGGACUCUGUUCGGCCUGACGUCUUGGGGCAGUGUGUGCUUCAGUAAAGUGCUCGGACCUGGAGUGUACAGCAACGUGACGCACUUCACACCCUGGAUCCAACAACAGAUCUACAUCCACACAUACCUCACUGACUGACACACACACACACACACACACACACACACACACACGGCACUUCCUGCUCUGAGCUCGCUGCUUCCUGUCUCCAGCAUUCCAGGAGGAAGUGAUGCAAUCGUCAGUCACACACACACACACACACACACACACACACACACACACAGACACACACACACCUUCCGUUCCUCUACCUGUGCCUAUAUCUAUACUGAUAGCCUUCAGAUGCUAACUGCUGUCUGAGCAGUAGUGUUAACUAGCAUUACAGAUGCUAACUAGUCAGCUAGUAGAGCUGUAGUUCAACAAGUAAACUCCACAUUCAUAUGAUUAACACAAGACUGAAGUAUUAUUUUUAUGACUGCACAGAGUUGGUUUGUCGCUCAGAAACAUGUGGAAGCAAAAGAAGCUGUAAGACUUUAAACUGUUGAACCAGAAUGUGCUGUUGAGUUUAAAUAUAAGAGUAGUUAUUUAAUACUACACACACUGAAAGCCGCUUUGAAUCUAUAAUGACACAGAAAACAAGACAGUCGAUUCUGGAUGUACUUAACAUUUUUAUAAUAUGUUAGCUAUAAAUAACAACUUAACAAUAAACAAUAUAUUUUUGUCACCAAAGUACGUUUAAGUCUCAACGUAAAACAAAAGUUUAAAAUUUCAAAACUUCAUGUGUCUUUUUGAAAAUGUUAAAAGUGGAAAUGCACACGUCAUAAAACAAGACGUGCUUUAACAGUCCUUUCAGCGCUGUAAACUUUGUGGUAUUUAAACACCAAUGAUAAGUUUGCAGUAGCACGGACAAAUAUUAGGGCUGCUGUAAAACAAAAAACUGUAGAAAAAAACAAAAACCCCUCUCACUUUUAGCUGAAAGUGAAAAAAAUUCAAAGUGAAAAGGUCCGACCAGUUUACAGUCACGUAAACUGUACAGUGACUGUAAAGUUCAUGUGACUGUAAAGUUUACGGUGGCCCUGAUAAUCUUCAGUACAGCGGUGGUCAGUUGCCUAUAAAAUAUAAAUUAUUACGGUCUUCCUUUGCUUCUAUAAACAUGUCAGAAUAAAGGUUAUUUGUUCAUUUGUAUUUCAGUGGCAGCAGUAACUCAGAGGAAACAUUUCCUGAUGUUCUCCACCUGUCAGGUAUAUUUUUAUGACGAUAAACGAGGCUUCAGUUUUAUCGUUGCAUUCAUUCAAAGUGAGCAGAGCUUGUUGUUGGUUUGUGCGUGUGUAUUGGACGUAAACACACAUUUAUUUGUAGAAUUGUUCAUUGUCAUUAGAACAUUGUCACAACGUUCAGGCACUCAGCACUGAAUUUCUAAGAAGCUGCUAGCUAAAACGAACCAGUUGAGCACUCAACUUCCCACAAUGCUUCACUCUAUAGUGCCUGUACUUAAAGUUAGCAGUAAGAAAACAACCUUGUUACCUGUACAAUGUCGUACUGUACGUAUGUGUGAGACAGAACGAGAGUGAGAGAGAGAGAGAGAGAGAGAGAAAGAGAGAGAGAGGAUUAUUUUUUUUGCUUCUAUAAAUACAGGGGCAACUUAUUUGGGCAACUUUGAUGGACAACACUUUUUUAGCGUUUUAUUCACACAGUGUUUGACUUACAGUUAUAUUCUAAUCUGAAACAAUACAAUCAAAACAUUAAACCCAUGUUUGAUUUCACUGUUUAUCAUUUCGUAUAAAUGUUUAAUGUUUCUGAAGUUGAGUUAGAAUAAGAGUAAAACUGAGUGGAGUUUAGUCACGAUGUUAGCAUAUGCUAACAGUGCCGCUUUAGCUUUUAGUUCACAGACAAUUUGGUCAAUUUAAAAGAAGCAUUAUUAGCCUAACCUUACUAUUGCCUAAGAUAGCUAGCAGACUCACUAACACAAAUAUUCAACUGCCACGUUAGCACCAGUUAGAUUGUGAAGCACAAACAUAGCUUAGCCUUUAGCCAAUAAAGAUAAUUAAUUCGUUUUCAUUAAGUUUUGUAAAUGUAACUUUGUCUCAUCUGAGAAGCUAAGCUAAACCUAAUUAGCAGCUUCAGCCAAUGAAGCUAACGAGCCGUCAAAUAUAUGACAAUGUACAGAGAAGAUAGAAUUCUGCUAACUGCUAAUGUUAGCUAAUAUCAGUGCAAACUCUACUUACUGUACAGAUCUGAUAUAAUUUGCGACAUGUCUUUUUUACCAUCUUUCAUUAAAACUUAGUUGAGAAAGUUAAUGUUAGAUCACUUUAAUGGUUAUAUGAUGUUUUAUUGAGUAGUUAACUCCGAGCACAUUUAUGCUUUUAAGCUAACAGGCUUCAAGAUUUACUAGCUAUUGCCUAACUAGCUAGCAGACUCACUAGAAUACAAAUAAUUAACUGCCACAUUAGUGCCAGCUAGAUUAUGAAGCACAAAUGUAAAAUAUUGCCAAUAUAGAUUAUCUAACAUUUUUGUGAAUGUUAGCAUCAAGCUAGAUUAGCUUUGCCAAGUAUGUAUGAACAGCUUUGAUCCAGUUGUGUCAUUUUAACAGCAGCAGUUAACCAGACAAUGUGGAUACAUUAGAUAGUUAGAAGCUAACGCAACAAAGUAGCUGUCAAAUUUGUGACAAUGUCAGGAAUAGUAUUCAGCUAACUGCUAACGUUAGCCAUUGGAAGUACAGACAGAAAGAAAACUAACUCCAGAGUUUUGUUAUCAUUUUCAGCUUCUCUCAUUUCUGUUUUCAUCCCCUUUCAGCAACACUUAGUCUAUAAAGUUAAUCACAUAUACUGUUUUAAGCUAACAGGCUUCUUACUGAAUUGACUGAAUAUCUUUUAAACAUAAGUUUUCGUACAAAGUCUGACAGCUGUGACUGAGAAACAUGUUGCACCUUUUUGGACUUUUGCAUUUAAGCAACAGAAUAUACAGUUAUAUCCACACAUCGCUCAGUCCUGUUGUCAAAAUUUGACAAAACUACAACAAAGCUAGAUGAACUAAGUAAUGUUAAGAUAUGAAAUAAUGAAGCUAGUUCCAUAAUCAAAGAAAGGACUCCAUGUUUGACUGAAUGUACUUUCACUGCCUCGUAUCUUUGGAGACAUUUAAACACUCUUAAUGUUGUGUCAGUUUUCCACUUGGAAUUUGUAGACUUGACAUUUUUCAAGUUAUUCUUGAAGAUAAAAACUUUAAGUAUCGUAAAAAUGUGCUACUCAGUAAUUUGCGCACAAAAUGAUCCUUUCUCACUUUGUUCCUUUUUUCUUCAUCACACCUGCCAGACUGUGUGAGGUUAUUUAAAACAGAGCAGAAGAGGAAGUCUCUACUUUAGUUUGAAGAGGAAAAAUCAACACAUUUUCAUUUGAAAAGAGGAUUUGAGAUGUUUCCGGCCCAGAGUUGCCCAGCUGAUUGCCCGUGUAGCCUCCAUGCUAACGUCGAACUGACAUCCAAACAUUCCAAGUGGUUGUUGUUGUUGUUUUGUGUGUUUGGUUUUUUAAGAGUAUUUUUCUACAGCUUUUUGUAUGUCAUGCCAAUUACACAGGGCUGUUAGUGAGUGUGUGUGUAUGUGUCUGAGUGUGUGUGUGUGAAUGUGUGUGCGUGAUUUGAUUUGUGUGUGUUUCUGACAUCACUUCCUGAUUUAGCUGUUACGACUUUGUUAUCAUGACGAUGAUGUUGAUGUUGUUGAUGAUGAAGAUGAUGAAGAUGAACAGUGUUAUUGAUCAUAUGGAUUUAGAUUAACAGACUGCCGCCUCUGAUCUGAUGUUUUUGUGUAAACGUGAACAUUUGGUUUGUAUCACCUGUAUCCCACCAAUAAAACUAUACACUGUCA